This is a messenger RNA of Zalophus californianus (California sea lion), 1179 nucleotides long. It is a transcript of the gene INKA1, whose product is annotated as inka box actin regulator 1. The record is from RefSeq and is a predicted model, not a curated record. NCBI's taxonomy places the organism in Eukaryota, Metazoa, Chordata, Mammalia, Carnivora, Otariidae. The transcript is spliced from 2 exons. Gene Ontology annotation, molecular function: protein kinase binding; protein serine/threonine kinase inhibitor activity. The coding region runs from base 133 to 1137 and encodes 334 amino acids. Gene Ontology annotation, cellular component: nucleus.
CCAGAACUGGACAGAAAGGGGGAGCCGGCGUCAGGCUCACGGACCCACUCGGCCGGGCCCGAGGGGCGGAGCCACUUCAGCCCCGCCCCGGCCCCAUUGGCUGCGGCACCAGGGGCGGGGCGCGGCUGCCAGAUGUUGGGGCGGCGGCGGCGCGAGCUGUGGAGAGCGAGGAGCGGCGGAGCCAGGCGGAGGGCCGGGGCGCCGCUGGCCGGCCCGCUGGGCCCUCUCCGCGCCGCUCCCGCUGGAGUUCGUGGAGGAACUGGCAGGCCUGGCGGGGGCUCCGGCACGGGCAUGCACAGCGCUCGGCUUGACAGCUUCCUGGGCCAGCUCCGCUGGGAACUGCUGUGUGGCCGGGACACAGGCUCACCCCCCAUGUCUGGCCCCCUUCCACCACCCCCCAAACCCGGCCCACGUGUUCCGCUCAGCCACCGACUCAGGGCCUCAGAUGCCUUGGAAGAGGACUCAGUCGGCUGUGUGGAAGAGGAGGAAGAAGGUGUGGCAAUAGGAGACAAGGGUGUUGUCUUGGGGAGCCCCAGGGAGCAUGGCCUGGACUGGGACUCUGGCUUCUCUGAAGUGUCAGGCAGCACAUGGAGAGAGGAAGAGCUGCCUGUACUCCAGCACCCAGCACCCCCAGCGUGGCCCCCACACAGACAGCGCCUCUCGGCCAGUGGCAUUCCCCUGCCCAGCCGAGCUCCUGGGGCCAGUGCACCAUCUGCCCACCGACCACGGCCCAAGUCUACCCCAGAUGCCUGCCUGGAUCAUUGGCGGGGGCUGGAAGCUGAGGACUGGACAGCAGCCCUGCUGAACAGAGGUCGCAGUCGCCAGCCCCUAGUGCUGGGGGACAACUGCUUUGCUGACUUGGUGCACAACUGGAUGGAGCUGCCAGAGGCAGUGGGUGAGGGGGACGAUGGAGGAGGACCCCGUGCCCGUGCUCGGCCCCCUCAGUUCUUGCUUGGGCUCUCUGAGCAGCUGCGGCGCCAGCUGGCCAGGGCACGCAGGGCGGCUAUGGCGGGAAAGAGACUAUCGUGCCCACCUCGCCCGGAACCCGAGCUGCCUGCAGAUGUCUCACGCUUUGCAGCUCUCAUGCGCUGCCGCAGCCGCCAACCCAUCAUCUGCAGUGAUGUCAGCUACCUCUGACCUUGCCCUCCAGCCUGGGACAAUAAAAGGCCUUUCUCUGGA